UUCUCGGGCCUUCUGGGAAGGUGUCUGUGGUCAAGGCUUUUCUCCUUUUUGACUCUGCGGGGUUGGGUGAGUGCACAGAGUUGGGGGGGGGGGAGAUGUACUGAGAUCUCCGAGGUGGGUGUGUCAGGCCCCGCCCAGGAGCAGGUCCUACCAGCGCAGUUCAGCCCAGCCCAGAGUGUCAGCGGAAGAGGACUUGGGGCAGCGGCAGAGGAAGGGCAACAGAACACAGAGAAGCAUUGUGAAGCGUAUUCCCAGCACUCCUGGAGCCUGAGGCAGGAGAAUUGUCAUGAAUGCUACGUCAACAAGAGAUGUGCUGUGGGGGUUGGAGAGAUGGCUCAGUGAUUAAGAGCACUGGCUGCUCUUCCAAAUGGACCCAGGUUCAAAUCCAAGCACCCACACUGGCAGUUAACAAAUGUCUAAAACUCCAUCCAGUUCCAGGGGAUCUGACACCUUCGCACAGACAUGCAUGGAAGCAGAAACCACAAAUGUAAAUAAAAUGAAAUAAUUAAAAGAAAAAAAGAUUUAAAAAAGAAGGGAUGUGUUGUGAAACUAUCUCAAAGACAAAGAGCCCAGGUCACCGUUGCUGAAGAAGUUGUGGCACCAGGCUUCCAGCCUUGGCCAGCCAUCGGCUCCUGAGGUCAAAGACCACACUCUCAUGUCUCGCCUCUGCCAGCUGGGGGACAGCCUUUGUACAGUCACCAGGCUACCACCCUGGAGGUGAAAGCCAUGCCCGGACCUUGGUGUUCGCCAUGAUGCCUCAGCCUAGUUUCCCUUCCCACUUGGACGCGAUGUUUGCCAAUUCUUCAGCCAACGCCUCAUCUACCAACAGUUCUGUGCCCCAGUGCCGUGACUACCGGGGUACACAUCGCUUGCACAUGGUGGUCUACAGCCUGGUGUUGGCGACCGGUCUCCCUCUCAACGCUCUGGCUCUCUGGGUCUUCCUGCGUGUGCUGCGCGUACACUCGGUGGUGAGCGUGUACAUGUGUAACCUGGCGGCCAGCGACUUGCUCUUCACCCUGUCGCUGCCCCUGCGCCUCUCCUACUACGCGCGGCACCACUGGCCCUUCCCGGACUUCCUGUGCCAGACGUCGGGCGCCAUCUUCCAGAUGAACAUGUACGGCAGCUGCAUCUUUCUGAUGCUCAUCAACGUGGACCGCUACGCGGCCAUCGUGCACCCGCUGCGGCUGCGCCACCUGCGGCGGCCCCUGGUGGCGCGGCGGCUCUGCCUGGGCGUGUGGGCGCUCAUCCUGCUGUUCGCCGUGCCGGCCGCCCGCGUGCACAGCCCGUCCGCCUGCCAGUACGAGAACAGCACCGUGAGCCUGUGCUUCGAGAGCUUCAGCGACGAGCUGUGGAAGGGCAGGCUGCUGCCGCUCCUGCUGCUGGCCGAGACGCUGGGCUUUCUGCUGCCCCUGGCGGCCGUCGUCUACUCGUCGGGCCGGGUCUUCUGGACGCUGGCGAGGCCCGACGCCACUCAGAGCCACCGGCGACAGAAGACCGUGCGCCUCCUCCUGGCCAACCUCAUCAUCUUCCUGCUGUGCUUCGUGCCCUACAACGCCACGCUGGCUGUUUACGGGUUGCUGCGGGCCGACCUGGUGGAGUCCAGCCUUCAGGCCCGCGAUCAGGUGCGCGGCGUGCUGAUGGUAAUGGUGCUGCUGGCCGGCGCCAACUGCGUGCUGGAUCCGCUGGUGUACUACUUCAGUGCCGAGGGUUUCCGCAACACCCUUCGCAACCUGGGCACCCCGCUCCAGACCAGGGCCAUGGCUACCAAUGGGGCAAGAGGGGUGCUUGCCGAACCACCCUCAGAAAGCACACAAAACCCUGGGCAGGACGCCACCAGUCAGGGUCUGCUCCAGCCUGCCAAUCCGGGGACACCCACCAUGCGGUCCCCCCAGGAUUCAGCCCUCUGAAAGGACGCAGGGUCAUGGUGUAGAGGUUUAGGGUGUACAUUUGAGGGAGGUGGGCUGGGCACGUGGACUUUGAAGCAACUCCAGCUCUAGCAUGCAGAAGGGAACAAGUGUGUAAGCAAGCGUAUAGGAAAGGAAGAAUGCUGCUGGUGAUGGCGUCGGCCUCUGGUUAUUACCCAGAGGACCCUGCUCCAGUCUGUAGGAAGCCACGCGGUGAGCAUGCCCAUGGCUAAGAGCUGGUACAUGGAACAGAAGACGGUUGCCUGGAUUUAGGUCAUCAGUCUGAGAACUGAAGAUUCCCCUGACCUUGGUGAAUCAACUACUCAGAAGUUCAUCUGUCAUCUUCAAAAACAAAACAAAACUCAGGGCUGGUGGUGGAACCUAGAACCCACUGCCUGUGCAGGCCGGGCCAGUGCAUUCCCCGUGAACUCCGUCCUCGCCUCAUCUGCUGCCUUCCGAGCUGAAAGGGGGCCAUGGACACUGAGAUACCGGCCCUCACUUCCGCUUGGCUUCCCUGCUCAGGUGGGAGGAAUAAUACAAAGGCUUAUUUGACUAAA
Messenger RNA from Psammomys obesus (fat sand rat), 2461 nucleotides. It is a transcript of the gene Lpar5, whose product is annotated as lysophosphatidic acid receptor 5. Gene Ontology annotation, molecular function: G protein-coupled receptor activity. The transcript is spliced from 3 exons. Bases 750 to 1907 code for a protein of 385 amino acids. Gene Ontology annotation, biological process: G protein-coupled receptor signaling pathway; behavioral response to pain. Lineage: Eukaryota; Metazoa; Chordata; Mammalia; Rodentia; Muridae. Gene Ontology annotation, cellular component: membrane. The record is from RefSeq and is a predicted model, not a curated record.